AUGUCGCGGCAGCAGCAGCAGAGCCCAUACCACGCGGGCAACUAUCCUCCGCCCCUAUUCGCCGCCGAACUCGACAGCAGCGCCCCCUCCUCCCGUUUCGCCUCAGCCCAAGGUCCCGAUGGAGCGCCCGUCUUCGAGAUGCCCGGCGAACCGGUGCCCUCCAACCAACAAGGCGAACAGAAGAGACCUUCGAGGACACAGAGCCCCGCGCAGUCUGGCCAGGCCAACCCGUGGCCCUUCUAUCUAGACGGUCAGGUCCCGUCAAACCCUGCGCAGGAGGAUGAUAAAGACAAGCCGUACAAGGACCCUUCUGCGGCGCCUCAGCCCGUCAUGGCCAAUCCUUGGGCAUAUUUUGGCCCCGAGGCUGCGGAGGACACUCCCGCUCCUCUCGCGAUAGCUUCGGGGAGACGACCGAGUGAGGAGGAUCGCCGCCCCUCAGGACCGGUUCCCCAUGGUACCAGGCCGCCAGCCUCUACGAGCCCGAGUCCAAGUGACGGCGACACCUCUUACUAUCCUGCGCCAUUGAAACUGGGAGGUCGCCCCGCCAAGACGACACCGCCAACUGCGUUCAAGCCAUAUAGCCCUCCUCCGACUCAUGAUGUGCAUGAUGUCCAAGAUGCGCAAGUUAGGCCUUUGGCCGGCAUCGGGAGGACUGAUUCGCAGUCCACAACGACUUCAAUGCCAUAUCGGCCAUAUAGACCGCAUUCGCCUCAGACAGAGACAACAGCGGCGCCAGCUGCGAAUAUCCCGCCCACAACCAUCGCUCCAGCUCCUCCUGUUACUUCUACGCCAACUCCUCCAGUUACUGCGUCGACUGUUGCGCCAGCUCCUUUACAGAAUGGCAUCGCAGGCGCUGCUCCAGCACAGGGAACCCCUUCGAUGGCAUCUCCUUAUCUGCCAUCUCCCAUGUCUCCUUCAGCUCAGUCCAUCUCAGUGGCUGCUCCUUCACCAGCAACACCAUCACUUAACGCGGGAGUGCCGUUCGCUCAACCACAGUAUGCCGCCGCUGUCCCAACCCCGAACUAUGCUCCGGGUCCUACUCCGGGUCCUGCGCCGGGCCACGCGCCGGGCCCAUCCCUGACUCAUCCCCCUGUUUCGGCAGCAGUACUCAACGCCGGAGUACCGUUCACUCAACCGACAUAUGCUAGCCCUAUCCCUACCCACAACUACGGAUCGGGCCCGUCACCCACACCUCCAGUGACCUCACCCAUAGGUCCUCCACAAUCACACACAGGCCCGCCGAUGGUAGCUCCCACUCCAGCCCAUGGCCCAGCCCAACCUAUGCCGGGCUACCCCAAUUACAACUACAACGUCCCACAACCCAGUUAUGCGCCGGCUCAUACUCCCCCAACAGCAACUCCAGCGCCAGGAGCCCCAAGCCAGCCUCCUCAACAACAUGCUCCUUAUCAGCAACCAGCUCAGACUGGCCCUGGACCUCAGCAACCCCCUCUCCAGCACUCGACCACAGAGCCCUAUAUGGCACAGGGGAACAUUCCCCAGUCACCUCCACCUCCAUAUGCGCAGACCAUCCCUCCUCGGCCUGGAUCGCAACCUCCAACAGCAGGCCAUCCUUCACAAUAUCAGCAACCUCCUCCUGGUCCCGGUCCUGCUGGACCUUAUCCCCCUCAGCCUCAAUAUCCUACUCAACCGACAUAUACUCACGGUGUCCCUCCGCCCAUUCAGGGACAACCAUCAUUUGGGCUGCAACCCCCUCCUCUCCCUCCUCGACCAGCGUCAGCCCAGGGAGGGAUGCCUACCCAUGGCUUCGGAUCCGGACCGGCUGGUUACAACCCGGCCAAUUUUCCUGCUCCUCCCCAGACUUACUUCUCUCCUCCACCGGCACUGCCGCCACGACCUGGCGCUGGCGGCGUUGGAAAGAUCUUUGGCAGCAGCUCGGCGGAUAAGUGGCUAAGGAAGACUGGACAAGUUCUCGAAAGCACCCUAGCGCCCAUUCUGCAAGGACAGUCGGGGCAAUAUAGACCUGGGCAACAACAGGGGCAGCCAGUGCCGCAGGGGCAACAAGGUCCACGGCCAUAUGCCUCCCAUAUGCCGCACUUCCAUGCUCCGCAUCUGGCACCUCAAUUUCGAGGCGCUCCGGACUCUGACUCUCCGACGCCCGGGCCCGGCGCCCCCGGAUCACACUAG
Molecule: messenger RNA, 2145 nt
Organism: Fusarium vanettenii 77-13-4
Lineage: Eukaryota; Fungi; Ascomycota; Sordariomycetes; Hypocreales; Nectriaceae
Exons: 6
Coding region: 1-2145 (714 amino acids)
Source: RefSeq, a predicted model, not a curated record